Messenger RNA from Mytilus trossulus (common blue mussel), 1915 nucleotides. Its product is annotated as aspartate, glycine, lysine and serine-rich protein-like. The record is from RefSeq and is a predicted model, not a curated record. Lineage: Eukaryota; Metazoa; Mollusca; Bivalvia; Mytilida; Mytilidae. The coding region runs from base 56 to 1714 and encodes 552 amino acids. The transcript has 3 exons.
UAUAAUCAUCUUACAAUUGGUGAUAUUAACACAUAGGACACCUCUUCCUUGCAAAAUGAGGAUGUUCAUCGUUAUAGUCGGGUGUUGUAUGACAGCUGUAUAUGGCCAACAACAACAAGCCGAACCUUUAUAUCCACAAUAUCAAGGACCCGAGUGGGCAUUGGUAAAUGGGGGUAAUCCUAUGGAGAUGCUUGGAGGUCCAGGAGGUCAAGGUGGUCAAGGAGGCGGACUAGGAGGUCAAGGAGGUCAAGGAGGAGGGAAUCUACCCCUCUAUGAACAAUAUCUACCAGUAGGAUCACAAGGAGGAGGACCAAACAGUCCUAUUCAGGAAAUAUAUCUUCCUGGAGGAGGACAAGGUGGUGCAGGGAAUGGUCCACAAUUCGAAAUAGUAACUGGAUUAGGCGGAGGUCAAGGUGGCAAUCAAGGAGGAGGCCAAGGUGGCAAUCCAGGUUCAGGUCAUGGCGGCAAUCAAGGAGCCGGUCAAGGAGGUGGAGGCGGAGGACAAGGGAUGUCACCAUAUCCAGAACUAAUGAAUGGUCCAGGUGGCCAAGGAAAUAUGGGAGGACUUGAUCCUGCUCAGUUCGGACACCUCCCUGCUGACAUACAACAAUUAUUUGGUGGAAAUGGUGGUGGAAAUGGUGGUGGAAAUGGUGGUGGAAAUGGUGGCGGAAAUGGUGUUGGAAAUGCUGGCGGUGGUGGUGGUGGAGCCGGAAAUCUUCCUUUUGACAUAUCUCAAUUGUUAUCUGGAAAUGGAGGACAAGGUAAACAACAAGCCUACCUUAUCAUUCCUAUGGAUAAAAAUGCAGCAUUAGGACAAGGAGGUGGACAACAACAACCAAAUGGGCUCGAUCCUCUCUUCGCAGAUCCACUUGGACAGGCUUCACCGGCUGGUCAAAAUCCAGGUCAACCAGGAUGCCAAGGACAAGGUUGUGUAGAUCCUUUACUAGACCCAAUGGGAGGUCAGAGUCUACCCGGACAGGGUCAAGCUCCAGGAGGUUGCCCAGGACCAGAUUGUGGUCCUGAUCCAUUAGCAGAUCCUUUGGCGCUUGAUCCCUUAGGCGCAUCUUUAUCACCUGAUCCUAAUGGCCAAUUUGUUGAUAUUAUCGAUACAAUUCCACUACCAGCUGAUAAUGCCCCGAUGUCACAAGAUCCACCAAAUACAAAAUCUUAUAGUAAAUCUUAUGAUAAAAAGUCGUAUGGAAAAUCUUACGAAAAACCAAAGACUUACGGAAAAUCAUAUGAAAAACCAAAAACCUAUGCUAAACCUUACGCCAAACCAAAACCGUAUGGAAUGAAAUAUGAUAAACCCCGAACGUAUGCAAAAUCUUUCCAAAAGCAAAACACUUAUGCAAAGCCAUACGCUCAGCCAACAAAAACAUAUGGGAAACCAAGUUACGCCAAAAAAUCAUACGGGGUAGUAACGUACGGAAAGAAGUCAUAUGGCAAACCAAUGACAUAUGGAUUGUCUUAUGGAAAACCUAAACCAUACGGACAACCUAAACCAUAUGGACAACCUAAACAAUAUGGACAACCUAAACCAUAUGGACAACCACGUACUUACGCUAGAGUAUAUGCUAAACCAAGAACAUAUUCUAAACAAACAUAUGCAAAACCUCAAGCAUAUGGAAAAACUUAUAACAAAAAACCUACCUAUGGAUAUGCCAAACCAAAGUCAUACGGAAAUAGUUACAAAAAACGAAAGGGUGGAUAUUAAAAUGAACAAGAGAAUACAGAUGAAUACAGACAAUGUGCUUGGUUCCAAUUCAUGACAGUUUUUGUAUUAUCAUUUUUUUUUAUUGUACCUCAGUUUUAUUUAUACGAAUACAAUUUUGAAUGUUGUAUGUACUUUAUGUUUGCACGUGUGUAAAUGACAGGUUUAUAUAGGUUUUUACAAAUAAAUAAAUAAAUAAAAGUC